Messenger RNA from Neomonachus schauinslandi (Hawaiian monk seal), 728 nucleotides. RefSeq names its product ribosomal protein L39 (gene RPL39). The transcript is spliced from 3 exons. Gene Ontology annotation, cellular component: cytosolic large ribosomal subunit; ribosome. Gene Ontology annotation, molecular function: structural constituent of ribosome. The record is from RefSeq and is a predicted model, not a curated record. NCBI's taxonomy places the organism in Eukaryota, Metazoa, Chordata, Mammalia, Carnivora, Phocidae. Gene Ontology annotation, biological process: translation. Bases 372 to 527 code for a protein of 51 amino acids.
GGGAGUCAGCCCCGCCCGCUCGGCUCCCUCUGCCUUCGGGAAGGGUUAGCACUUGGGGCUCUACCGCGGGCCGUGUGCCUCAGCCACGAAGCACGGAGCCCGCAGCACACUGACCGGCUCCUGAGGGACGCACUUACGGAAGCGCGGCAAAGCGAAGUCCAGUUCGCCCGGACCGCCCGGUGUGCCCAGUUCCCACGGGAGCGCGGGCGCGCGCGGGGGCGGGGUGGGGGCCGCGGCCGGCGGCCUUGGGGCUCUGGCAUAAUCUUCUAAGCUCCGCCCUCGGCUGCGUCGUCUAAAUACGUCCUUCCGCCCUGUUCCUCCUUUCUCUUUUUCGCCGCCAUCCUGCUCUGCGUGGCUGGCUGCUUCUCACCAUGUCUUCUCACAAGACUUUCAGAAUCAAGCGAUUCCUGGCCAAGAAACAAAAGCAGAAUCGUCCCAUUCCCCAGUGGAUUCGGAUGAAAACUGGUAAUAAGAUCAGGUACAACUCCAAGAGGAGGCACUGGAGGAGAACCAAGCUGGGUCUGUAAGGCGUCACCCAUCAUGAGAUGACACACUUAAUUGGCACACGUAUUUAAUUAAGCUGCGUGAAGAUCAUGUGUUCUAUCAUUCUGUAAACAUGCUUCCUACCUGGCCGUAGACUUGUCUUAUCAUGGAAAUGAUUUUCUCUGUGACUACACCUCCAUACCAGUAGGUUGGUUCGGUAAUAAAUGCGAGACCUUUCACCUCCA